This is a messenger RNA of Leptinotarsa decemlineata (Colorado potato beetle), 965 nucleotides long. RefSeq lists its product as uncharacterized. Lineage: Eukaryota; Metazoa; Arthropoda; Insecta; Coleoptera; Chrysomelidae. The record is from RefSeq and is a predicted model, not a curated record.
AUAUAGUCAAGAAUGUAGUGUCAGGUUUAGAUGACACCGUAGAAGGUUUGGUCAAAGGACAGGUGGGCGCCGCUGCAAGUUUUGUUUCGAAUGUGGCACACUCAACUAGGGACGGAGUGUGGGAAGGAGGAGAAUUGGUAACAAAUUUCGUCAAGGACAACGUACAUGCAGACAAAAGAAUAUUGGGAAUUCUCAGGGGAGGAACGAAAGAUUUGUUCAAAGAUAAAAUUGAGAACGUCAACCAUGUUGUAGGAACAUCGAAAAACAUUGUGUCAGGUGCAAUCCAUGGAGUCGGGCAUAUUGUUGCAGCGCCUUUCAGAAAAGUUAGAGGUGGUAUCCACGGCGCUGGACACAUCCUGGAAGAUAUUUUGAAGUUUCCUAUAAAAACAGUUAAAUAUGUUGCCAGUGGCGCCGAAAAUGCUGUGAAAAAGGUUCUAAAAGGAACUAAACAUGUCGUGAAGGGAACAACUCAUAUCGUCAAAAGAGAUGUGGAACCGAAGGAGGCACUUCAAGAUAUUGCGGAAGCAGUGGAAGAUUACAUCAUACCUCUUGGAAAAGACACUUUACAAAUUGGAGGUGAUGUGGGGAGUUUAAUUGUAGAUGCAGCUAAACCUAUGACAAAAGCGUUGUCAGGAGCUGUUGGGAAAAAAAGCGAUUCCUCUGAAGAAGAAGAUAAAAAAGGUUCGUUGACAAGAGCUAUCGAGAAAAAAAAGGAUUCCUCUGAAGAAGACGAUAAAGAAGGAACGAGUCACAUAAUCCAACCCAUUGUCAAAGAAGCUGGAAAAAUGAUAGUUAGUGCUAUGACUGGAUAGAUUUGAUUCAAGAAGAUAUAUAUCACGGAUAAUCACGAUGAAAAUGGUGAAAUGCAGUCAUAUAUAUACAGUACGUUAAUUUGGGAAUAAUUUUAAUUUUUUCUUUCAACGAAGCAAUUGUCACAAGUUGUUAAUAAAAGUUAUACUUAUCAA